Molecule: messenger RNA, 4581 nt
Organism: Drosophila sulfurigaster albostrigata
Lineage: Eukaryota; Metazoa; Arthropoda; Insecta; Diptera; Drosophilidae
Gene: Ask1
Product: mitogen-activated protein kinase kinase kinase 15
Exons: 11
Coding region: 295-4272 (1325 amino acids)
Biological process (GO): protein phosphorylation; MAPK cascade
Molecular function (GO): ATP binding; protein kinase activity
Source: RefSeq, a predicted model, not a curated record
CAUUGGUGCCAUUUUACAGCGGCGUCAACAUCUCUGCGCACAUUUCGUAAAAAUAUCGUAUAUAUUAAUAUUUAGACGUUAUAAAGUAUUUAGCGCUUUGCAAUUGCAACAAGUGAGUGGUAAUGAGGCUGUUUACAAUUUGUUCAAACGCACGCUAGCAUCGCACAGCACAAAUACGAACCUUGUUUCGUUUCCGUCCCCUAGGCGUUCCAUCACAACAGUGCCAGGAAUAGCCCAUAGUAGGCUAACAGAAAGCAGCGCAACAGCGACGGCAGCAACAACAGCGCAACAGCAAUGGAUGUUGUUUGUGUAAUUGAUACUGUUGUGGGCGAUCAUCUGGAGGACCGUCUCUGUGCCCUCGAGGAGGUCAAACAGGCGGUGCAAUCGGCGGGUGCCAAUUUUCAUCGAGUGCAGUUUGAGCGAUUGGAUUUUGGGGAAACGAAUGUGACGGAAACAUUCAUUGAUGCCGAUGUUGCGGUCAUCGAUUUAAGCAUAUUAACCCAACAGCGUCCCUUGUCCUAUCAUUAUGGAGUUCGCGAAAGUUGCGGAAUGAAGGAAACAAUCUUAAUCUACAACGAUGUGGAGUCCAAACAGACGCUCAGUCUCAAGCUUUCAUGUGCCAACUACUUGUUUCUUAGUUAUAAGCUCGAUGGGGAGACCAACACCUGCAAUCUUACAAACCAGUCCAGCAAUAAAGAGCCGCCCGCCACAUUACAGUCGCGUCUCAAGCGCAAGCUGCAAGAUGUCGAAAUACAAUCAAAGGCGCAUAUGCGUGAGAAAUUUCUCAGUGACCUCAGAGCUUCUCGGGAAGAGCAUGGAGAGCAUGGGAUCGCCAGAAUGAAGGAGAUUCUACAUGGGAUGCGCAAACGUCUGGAUGAUCCCCAUGUGCUAUCUGUUGAGGUGUUGCACAGUUUUAUGUUCUCUCUGCGCGAUGUGCAGGACUAUGAUGCAAUGGUGCGGCUGGUGAACGAUCUAAAGAACAUACCAAACACACGCAAGUAUGUGGAGACAGGCAACAUGAGUUUCUUAUAUGCAUUCGCGCUGAAUCGACGCAAUCGGCCGGGCGAUCGAGAGAAGGCGCUAGAAUCAUCACUAAAGGCUUUGGAGAAGGAGGUGAAUCAUUUUCCCGAUAUGCUGUGUCUCUGUGGCCGCAUCUAUAAGGAUAUGUUUGUGGAGUCAGACUGCACCGACACGAAGAGUUUGGAGAAUGCCAUCAAAUGGUAUCGCCAGAGCUUUGAGGUGCAGCCCAAUGAAUAUGCUGGCAUCAAUUUAGCCACAUUGCUGGUGAUUGAGGGUAAGGAGUUCACAAACACAGUGGAGCUGCAGCACAUUGGCAUGACGCUCAACAAUCUCAUUGGCAAGAAGGGCAGCUUAUCGACGCUCAGUGGUUACUGGGAUGUGGCGACAUUUUUCGAGAUCUCUGUGCUGGCCGAAGACUACACUAAGGCAAUACAAGCAGCUGAAUGUAUGUUUAAGCUAAAGCCACCGGUUUGGUCGCUCAAAUCGACCAUUGGCAAUAUAUCGUUAAUACAUCGUUUCCGACGCAAGCCCGAGGAUCAUCAACUAACCAUUGAAGAGCAGGCUUUUCAGUUCUGGAUGGACUUUUUCCUAGCGGCCAUCAACAAAGAGAUUAAUAGCAUACGAUUUCCCAUAUUGAUUCUGGAACCCAACAAGAUUUAUAUGCCCAGCUACGUAACUAUGAAUAUGGAUGCCGAUGAGAAGUCAAUACAAAUUGUGAACAUUUGUCUGGCGCACUCGAAGAAUGAUUGCAAGAAGCUGCACGACUUUCUGUUCGUGGCCUCCAAGAUCAAAUCGGUCAGCCUUUAUAAGCGGGAUAAUCUCUGCGCGUAUCUCUAUGUACAUCACAAUUCGGAUGAUUUUCAAAUCUACUUUCCGUCCACCGAGUGCCGACAAAGCUUUUACGAUCGCAUACUAGAAAUGACUGCCGAUCAGCAGGUAUUUGUCAAUUUGCAGACUGACGAGGCGCAAAUUGAGUACGAAUACGAUUACAAUGAACAGAACAAAAAGAUAACACUGGGCAAGGGAACUUACGGUACUGUGUAUGCGGCGAGGGAUAGACAAACCCAGGUGCGCAUUGCUAUCAAAGUUGUGCCGGAGAAGAACUCUCAGGAUGUGCAGCCGUUGCAUGAGGAGAUCAAGCUGCACUCACAGCUCCGUCAUCGCAACAUUGUACAGUAUUUGGGAUCACGUUCCGAGGAUGGUUUCUUCAAGAUCUUCAUGGAACAAGUGCCUGGUGGCUCGUUAUCUGAUUUGCUUAAGACAAAGUGGGGCCCACUCAAGGAUAACGAGUCCACCAUGGCCUUCUACUCCAAGCAGAUAUUGCAGGGUCUCAAAUAUCUGCACGAACAGGAUAUUGUGCAUCGUGACAUCAAGGGCGACAAUGUGCUGGUCAACACGUAUAGCGGCGUCGUCAAGAUCUCUGACUUUGGCACAUCCAAGCGAUUGGCACGCAUCAAUCCCAUGACCGACACGUUUGCAGGCACACUGCAAUACAUGGCGCCCGAGGUUAUUGAUCAGGGCGUACGUGGCUAUGGGCCGGCAGCUGAUAUUUGGUCCUUUGGCUGCACAAAUGUCGAAAUGGCAACGGGCAGUCCACCUUUCAGUGAACUGGGCAAUCCACAGGCGGCCAUGUUUAAGGUGGGAUUCUACAAGAAGCACCCCACCAUACCCGAGGAAAUGUCACCAAAUGCCAGGAACUUUAUAUUGCGCUGCUUUGCAAUUAGCGUUCAGGACAGACCGUCUGCCUCGCAGCUGCUCGAAGAUCCAUUUCUACAAGACAAACCUCGCAAGCCAGUGAGACCCGUACUGCCCAUUAGUACCUCCGAGUAUGGUCGAAGCAUAUCCGUGCCAGCAGAUCGUUUAAUACAGAAGACAACGCCGCCUUUGACUUACAACACCACAUCGAAUACGCCUACAACGCCGGAUCUGGAAGUUACACUCAGCACAUCUUCAGUGGACAUUAUUGAGAUGGGCACCAAUCACAUCGAGCGUCGAAAUUCAUCAGGUUUUCUGCUCUCACCGGAAAUUGAACCGCUGACACCUUCACUGCGCACCAGCAUCAGUGACACGAGCGAAACAGAUGGUUUCUAUCGCUUGAAGAAAGACUCGCAACGGCGCACAACGCUGUCCAAGGUGCUGGCACUGGACGAGUCAAAGAUCUGUGAACUCUGGGAGAAAAAGAUCAAUGCGGAUCAGAACUCUAUAGCCAUACAUAAGAGUGAUCUGGAGGUGUUGAUACGUGGACUUCGCGACUACAUUAUGAGCGAGAACGAGAAGCAUCUGGAGGCGACCAUUAAUGAACUGAAACAGAAACUCAAUAACGAUCCGGUGGCGUUGGAAUAUUUGCAUUUGGCACUGUACUCAUUUCAGGAUGCGGUUGUUUGUGCCUUGCGCUUGCAUUGCAUUAAACCGCAUUGGAUGUUCGCGUUGGACAAUCUCGUGAAGCGUGCUGUGCAGGCGGCUAUUACCAUAUUCUCACCCGAAUUGGGUGCCAAUUUGGCCGAUAAGGAUCUGUCGGGCAAUGACGACGAUAGUGUGCAUAACGCACAUGCAUCCAUCGAUAGCCAGGAGAAACAGGCCAUUAGCAGCAGUGCUGCAAAUCCCUUGCCACAGGCUGAUCAGCUCGACGGUGUUGGCAACUCUAUUGAGUGUGCGCGCAUCUUGCGUGAUAUACGUGACAAUCAAAAGCAACUGCAGCUACAGAUUAUGGAACAGAAUCGACAGAGUCUGCGUGCUUUGCACAACAUCAGCCAGGAAUUGGCACACAUCUAUAUGGGCGGUCGCAAGCGUUUGAGACGCACCUUUAACGGCUUUAAUAAGAAGUGCCAUAGAAUGAGUCCCAGUGGAGCUGGAAAUGUUGCCGCACGCCCAUCGAUAAAUGCGAAUCCACGACGCCAACUUACCAAGCACAAUUUUGGUCUGCACGAGAUAGACGAGCAAUUGGAGCAAUGGUUGUCCCAGCAUGACAUUGAUGAUUUCUCAAAGACACUCAUUCUAAAUGAAGGUUUCACAUUUGAGGAUUUCAUAUAUAACAUGGAGAAAUUGGACCUCAUGCGUCUGGGAUUAAGGGUUGGCAUCGAGGUGCGAUUGUGGAAACUCAUCAUACAGGAACGGGCCUGCACCUCAGAAUGCAUGGAUGGCCCAAAUAGUCCCACAGAGUCAUAUCACAAGCCGGUUAACAAUAACACCAUAACUACGAGUGCAACAAAAGCUAAACGAAGCGAGAGUGAAUACGUCUCGUGCAGUGAGUGACUAAGCCGCCCGGUGAAUUAAAUGAUCUAUUCGGAAUAGAUGGAUUUAAAAUAUAAAGUGUAGAAGCAGGAGAGAAGAGAUGUGCAUAGACACAUACAUCGAUUGUUGUUGUUUUUACUGAUUCUGUUUAAUUGUAUAUGUUGUCUUUGUGCUAAUACUAACAGUUGCAGCCCUUUAGAAAUAAGCUUAAAGUUCUUCAAUGCGUGCGAAAGUUUGCCUUUAAUUAACUCUAAAUGUUAACUUAUAAAAUAAAAUUUAAGUGCCUUUAAAUUAAAAACCUGAAUAAAUAUAUUGUGAAAAGCUUUGCAA